AUGUCCAACCCUAUGAACACCGAACCCGAUUCCGAGCAGGUAAGCCAGGGUAGCAGCUCCUGGUUUACCAAGAAAAUUAGCAGAAAAAUGUCUUUGGGCCACUCUAAAGAAUCAUCGUCCAAAGAAACUACUGGUCAAAGUGGUAUUGAGCAGCAAGCUAGGGACAAGGGAGAGGAGAUCAAGAGCGAUCUUACCUCUGGGGAUACCGGCGGUCUGAAAGACUUGACUGGAAAGGGAGAAAACAUUAAGAAUACCGCUAUCAAGGAAGACGCAAGUGGAGCCAUGGAAGAAACUGGCUUGGACAGAGAAAAUAUCGACAAGAAGAGUUUUGACGAGGUUGGCCAUCGACUCUUUGGCAGCCGAGGAUUUGGCCCGAAUCGCGAUAUCAAAAAGGGUCCUAUCACGGAGGGAUUUGAAGGAACGGACCAGAGAGAUACGGGACAAGAUCUUAUCGGGGCCACCGCAUCUGGAUCCGGAGCAGGAACAACAGAAGCUACUGGUUCUGGUUCUGGUUCUGGAUAUGGAGCAGGAACAGCAGGAGCAGCAGGAGCCGCAAAAACAGCAGGAGCAAGCACCGGAGCUGGCCUGCUUGGAGCUACUAUCGCAACUGGAUCGCCCAUGUACAAAUCCAAGUCUGAUACUGGAGCAACGGCUGCUGGUUCCAGCAAUGCAGGCUUGCGCAAAGGCUUGAUCGAAAAGCCCAGUGUGGCUGGCGGAACUUUCACCGACAAUUCGAUGAACCAGGAGCUCUACAGCCAAGCACAUAUUAGUUCAGACGUUUUUGGCGAUAAGAACGGCCUACAAAACACCUCUUCAGGUGGCCAUGUCUUUACUUCCCCGGGAAUUGAACAAAAGCUUGCCGAGAGGAGGAGACUCAGCACGGAAGGCCGACACCAUGAGAAGCACAAAUCCAUGCGAGAGGGAGGAGGAAUCAGUCAAGGUGCAAUUGGUGGUGCGGCCCUCGGUGGUGCUGCUAUCGGUGGCGCCAGUGGCAUGGGCAGAGGUGGCAUCAGUCAACAAGCAAGUGCAGCCGGGCAGUCAAACAAAGGAAAGUCGACAACUCAGGCUCGCAUGAUAGGUAUUGCUGGCGGAGGCCUUUUGCAAGACAUUGGUCCAGGCGCUUCUCGCAAACGAGGACUCUCUCAGGGUGGCAUGGGCCAAGGCCCCGUGACCCGUGGCAAGACCACUACCACCACGACGACCAGGUCGGCUGCACAGAGCAGCACGGUUGCAGGAGGAUCGCGCACAAUCAUGAGCUUAGGCUCCAGCCACAAGGUGACUGUGCUCCAAGAGAAGGUUCAAGCCGUUUCGCAGAAAUGCAAGACUCAACUGGGCGGCUCUGCCAGCGAGAUCAGUCUGCGCAGCCCGACCGUGGAUUCUUUCUUCGACUCGGUGGCUAGAGAACGUCUCCGCUGGAUGCCUCGUGAUGGAAGUAGACUUGACUGCUGCCUUCGAUGGGCCUCGCGGCUGGCAUACGCAGUCGACAAUCUACGGGAGUCGAUCGGUGCUUUCGCUCCUGGAGCAAAUGAAGCCGCGAAGCUUAUUUGGGGUUUCGAAACCAUGCUCCUGGAGUCUGAUAUCGACAACACGGACAUAUUCGAGAGUGUGUUUGGCAGAUACGGUCGUGUUGCCGUGGGCAUUCGUCUACUGCUUCAGUACGAGAGUGUCUACAAGCCAUCUCCGCAGCUCCAGCCCGAAGCCGCUGCCGUCUUUGCCGAUCUCCUGGAGAUGGUCUGUAGUACCACAAUCAGUUGCGUCGAAGGAUUCAAAGCCAAGGAAACCGACACCGUCAUCAGCCACAAUGUUGAUGCGGCUUUUGUUACCUACGCUACCCGCUUCUCGACCCACUGGAAUGCCAUCGUCGAGUCUGCAACCUCCGAUACAGUGAUGCAGAGCACGUUGAUUUAUGCAAGUGAAGAACUUGGCAGUCUUCGCCAGUUCCUCGGUGUGCAGGAUCGUCCUCUGCAGUUCAUUCUCGACUCUCGUAGUCAUACUUUGGCUGAGGGAUCUUUCGAGUGGUUUAACAACACCCUGUAUGACUUCACCGUGGGCAAGCCACCCGUCUUGUUGGUCACCGGUGGAUCUGGCUCUGGAAAGAGUGCGAUGGCACAGUGGACUGUCGACCGAAUGCAGGAAUCCUCGGAGCAUGAAGGCUGGAAUGUGAUUCCUUACACCAUCCGCGCCGACAUCCCCGUUGCAACGCUGCCGUUGCGGAUUCUGAAAGGUAUCUUGCACCAGAUGCUGGAUCACUGUGUCAUUGAAAAGAGUAUCCAAGAGGACAUUCUUUUCUAUGUGGCAAAGGCAGCUCAAAGCGCUCUCGAUGGUGCCGGGGAAGCGGAAGUCGAGGACAGUCUUUGGAAGGGCAUUCGCACUGGACUCGAGUCUGAUAUUCAGUACAUGUUCGUGGUCGACGGCCUUGACCAGAUCAAGGGCGGUGACCCGGAUGCCACUGAGUUCAUGGACAAGUUCAGCGACGUUUUGGCUCAGCAGAACGAGGGCUCGAAGAUGAUCGUCUUCACUCGACCCCUCAAAUCGACGAUGAGCUCCCGUAGCAUCCAGCAUUUCACUAUGCAGCCAUCCCAGACCAUGACUGAUCUGGAAGCCUAUGUCCACAAGAAGCUUGCACCCGGAUUUGAGUCCGACACGGCAAUGAGCAAUGGUCAGCUCGAUACCGCUGUAUCCACUAUCGUCAAGAGAUCUCAGGGCUCUUUUAGCUGGGCUGAGAUGGCUGUUGAGUAUGCUCGACAGCAGAGAACUCCAGGCCAGGCUAUUCAAUCUGUGCAGGGACUGCCUCAGUCUAUGCCAGAGCUGCUCGACUUCCAUAUGAAGCAUCUGGAUCUCAGCCAAAAUGAGGCGAAAUGCGUCAUGUCAUGGCUUGCCGCCGCCGAGCGACCCUUGCUGGUUGAAGAAGUUGAACAGCUUUUGGCUGUUGACGCGAAGACAACAACGUUCGCAUCACGCUUCUCUCGCGAGGAUAGUGGAUGGAGAAAAUCUUUAAGUCCUAUCGUUAUGACUCGUGACGGUGUCGUUUCUUUCGCCCACACCUGCAUUCGCGAUCACAUCCUCAAUCAAGCUAGGUCGGCUAGUGCCAAAGCACCGUUGAACCUAAAGGAGGCCCACUACGACCUCCUUACGAGAUGUCUCGCAUGGGUGCAGCUCAGUGUUCGAGAGGAGACUGACGUCUCCAUGGACAAGCUGAGCAUGGAAGAGCGCAAUCGCCUCUUCGACAGAUAUGUCAUCUUGGAGUACACUGCUCGAUACUGGCUUUCGCACCUCCUCUCUUCCCAAUUGGUAACCGAUGAGGGCGAAUUCUCAUUCAACGCGAACUUCAGAAAGCUAGUCCCUGUGACUGUUCUUUUUGCUCGUCUUGAAUUGACCUGUCGCGAGUCGCAGUUCACUCGAUCCAGUGUGGUUGAACUGUAUCGACUGGCGACAGACAUUCGCCGAUUGGUCCUAGGUGAAAAAUCAAAGGCACUGCUUCAAAGCUUGCUACUCAGCGCUCGUGUCUCCAAGUACGCGCAUGCUAGUCACGCUGAUGAGCACUGCUACGAGGCUUGGAAGCUCAGUCAAGAGCUGCUUGGCCAGUCCGCCACUAUCACCUUGACAUGUGCCGAGAUGAUGACAGAGUCAUUCACUGAGCGAGGCACCAUGACUUCCCAACAAGAGGACAUCAUGAAGUAUUUGAUUUUGACCGAUUCAGAGAUUACCGGCGUCGAAUUCAGUCACCGUCUCAAGUACCUUGGAAUAAUUGUGGAAAUGUACAAGUACCGAUCCGAGCAAGUUUCUGCCCACACUAUCUCCAAGCAAUUCUACCAGCAGGUUCUCACGAAGUACGGUACCAACUCGAGUCAGUCUUCGGAGACUGCAGAUUUCCUGACCAGCGAGUUCUCUGAGACCGGAAGUGAUGAAAUGAGCCGCGACAUUGCACGAACCAAAUACGAUAACGUGGUUCGUACAAUGGAAAUUACUGAUGAGCGUCGCAUCAAGUACACCUUGUACAUGGCCCAGUUGUACGAGCAACAGGGUGAAAAGGCCCAAGCCCAGGGCAUGCUGUCUAGUCUGUGGGCUGGUCUUAACUCCCGGGACAUUGACUCUGUUGAUAUGAUGGACAAGAAGGCCAACGUUGCUCUCGUUUAUUACCAAUUCCUGCGCCGCCAGGGCAGAAGCGACGAGGCCGAGGUCAUAAUCCGCGAACUUGUCGCAGAUCUCGAGGUUACUGGCAUCCACUCUCAGGAAAUGAUGCAGCGCGUGCAGCUGCUUCGCGCCGAGACUCGCGAAAUGCACAUGUACAGCCUGGAUCGCUCUUUGUCCAUCCUGACGUGGCGCUACUACAAGGAGAUGAAUAUGGAAUACACGGCCGAAGCCACAGCUCUGGCUCUAUCUCUUGCUGAGAGUAUGGCUAACACCGUUUCUAUUGAGGACAGCAAUUCUCUUUCUGGAAGAGACCGCAGACUGAUGGUUGAGCUUUUGGAUUCCAUCACCUCGUCGUCGAGCAACCUCUCCGUGUCAACAUUGAUCCUUUGCCACAAUCUGGCUAGCAUUUAUGUCCGCGAAGAGGACUGGAUCGAAGCCAGCGACUGCUCCAAGGCUGUUUUGCAACACGUCUGGCCUACGGUUGAGCAAGCUGGUUCCCACAAGAUGUUCUCGACGGAGCUUGCUCCUCCGAUCGCAGAUCUUGCUCUCAUUCUUGCAUACUGCCACAUUCGCAGACUGCAUCUGGAACAGGCUACUAUCGUGUACGAGAAUGCAUUUGGAUCGCUCGUGGCAUCUGACAGGGUUCCCGUACCUUCGGUGCUCGCUGUUGCCAAGGCCGUUGUUGAAUUCUACGAGACCACCUUCCAGUUCACAAGAGCUUUGACUCUUCUGCAUUCGGUCAGCAAUUUCUUGACUGGCAGACUAGGCGAGACUCACAAGCAUACGAUCGAGAACUUCUAUCUCGAGGCUGCGCUCGCCAACCGUCUUGAGAUGACGCAUGAGGCCAAGAGCACUUACCAGCGCAUCUACAGCUGCACCACAACCGACGGCAAGGUUUCUCCCGAGGGAUUUGAAGCUGCCAUUGCACUUGUGUCCCUUUACGAGAAGGAGCUGCAGUGGGAUGCUGCCCUCGACGUUUACCGCCACAUGUGGCCUACCGUCGUUAUUGAAGAUAGCAUGAACACCUACGACCGCCUCAGGGUCGAAAAGAUGCUCGAAAAGACUUACAUCGGCUACAUGUCGAUUCUGACCACCCGCAUCAAGACCAGUAACUUCUCGGAGCAAUACAAGGUUGCCUCGGAAUACGUGACAACCUGCAGCAAUGUCUACGGUCCCACGCACCAGAAGACCCUGAGCGCGACUCUUCUCUUGGCCGAGCUGUGCGAGACUAACGAGCAGUAUAUCGAUCAGGCCAUUUCGCUCUAUAAGAAGCCGUUCCAGACUACCGAGUGGGUUCCAACUUCGCAGUCGUCGAAGGGUCUGGAUCAAAUGACCGCACCACUGCCCAUCACUCUCAAGCACAAGCUCGCUCAGCUCUUCGUCCGCAAGCGCGAUUCCACCAUGGAAGCCCGCUCCCUCUACACAGAGGAAUUCCAGCUGGCGAAGAAGACACAGGGCUCCUUCUCCACCACGACUCUCUCGUGGCUCCGCGAACUUGCCCUCGCUCAUUCCCGCCAGGGAACGCACACUUCGGUCCAGCAAGGCUGCGCUAUCCUUCACACUUACGUCACUGACGUCCUCCACGCAGGUGGUGAAUCGAGCAUGACAAAGGAAUGGGCUCGCAAGAUCGCUGCAAUCUACCUCGAGUGUGGCUUCAUCGAAGGUGGUAACAGCAUGCUUGAUGAGCUUCGCCAGCGUGUGAUCUACGGCUCCGACACCUCGGUCAUGACGCUCGGAGAACGGCGGGAUGCUGUCUUCGUCGCUGCCUUUGAGGAAGCCUUCGGUCGCCGCGCAAGCUACGACCAGAUCAUGAGCGAGAUGGCUCGCGAGAUGCAGACACAGCAGUCCUUUACGAAGAAUCUGUCAGGUCAUGACUUCAUCCCGACGCUUAUCUCUGGUGACCGACUCGCGACCCUACAGACGGAGCAGAAGCGCACUCGUGUUUCGAAAGAGACGCGCACCAGGACCUACGAAUACUUCUGCACUACGCUGUCUGCGACUAAGGUUGCCGACCGCAAAAUUGUGCAGCAGUUCUACAGUAUCUGCUUGCGCGAGGUGCGGACCGAGAACUACAACACCAAUAUUCUGAACACGACGACCAGUCUCGUGCGCGACCUUUGCAACGGGAGCAAGUUCACCGAUGCAAGUGACGUGACAGGUGUCCUGCACUCGUUCCUGCAUCUCACGGACGGGUUGAACAACUACGAUAGCAUCAUCACUGCUACGAAGCUAUGCUUGUAUCUCAGCGGACACCAGGCCACCCGCUGCCAAAACGAGAAGAUCUCCAACGAGAUGUCCAUGAAGUCCAAGCUGCUUCUCCAGGAACUCCUGGCUUCCUCCAAGAGCCUCGGCAUCGAGAUAGUCGAUCUCCCCUUCCACGAGCUCAACGACAUCAUCACUCUGCUGGGCGAACACGAGAUGUUCGACGACCUCGAAGCAAUCCUGACCCAACUCUGGACCUCCCGGAUCGUCCAACGAACAUGGACCCCAGACGUGGUUGUCUGGAUUGGCCGCCGCCUCGUCGAAACACGUUUCUGUCGCGGCGCAAUCGAGUCCUCGAUCCAGCUAUGUCGCGAUAUCUGCUACAAUCUCCGCCAGGUAUGGGGAAGUUACGACAACGUCACGUUGGAAAUGACGAAGUUGCUCUCCGGCCUCUUCACUGCAUCGGGCGAUCAUGCAUCUGCGGCUACGCUGCACGAAGGUGUGCUCCAUGAUCUACUGAAUGACUCCGACGCCAAGUCGGAUCCGGAGGCAGCGGACGCGGCGUCGCAGCAUAUCGAGUUGAUGCGUCGGGCCCAGAGCCGUCUUGGUAGUAGCUCAAAUGUUGCGAGAUCCUCCGCGCAUGCGGAUCUAGUUGAGCAGGUCACAGAGCAGUUCGGUUUGUCUGGCAAGAUGACGGGUGCUGGGGCGGCGCACGGGGAUUCAUUUGGUGUUUGGUCUAGACCAAGACGGUUCAGUAUUGAUAUCGAGGACUUGGAUGACCAGGGACAGAUGCACCAUAAUCAUCUAAGGGAAUCGAGCGGAGCUGGUAUUAUGAGUGGUUCUGGAGCGAGAAGAAUCUCGGUGCAGGCACUAUAA
Molecule: messenger RNA, 7212 nt
Organism: Penicillium verhagenii
Lineage: Eukaryota; Fungi; Ascomycota; Eurotiomycetes; Eurotiales; Aspergillaceae
Exons: 3
Coding region: 1-7212 (2403 amino acids)
Molecular function (GO): protein binding
Source: RefSeq, a predicted model, not a curated record